AUGUAUUUACGUGAUAUAGACGAUAUAUUCACAGCCUGUGCUUACGCACAAGCUCGGUGGAACAUCGAUCUGUUGGAUAGUAUUUUUUGGGAAGUGGUGUCCGAAGCUGAGGAUCCUGAAGAGGCUACAGCGGAGGAGAAAAAGGACAUUUCUGUUGUAGGCGAUGUUUCGCUUAGUUGUGGCUCAAGUGGCAUCUCUACGGCACGAGACGGCAAGGAAUGGCAUGGAGAUGCACAGCCAAAAUUAUCUUCAUUGUUUCAAAUAAAGGGCUCAUCAACUGCUUCAAGUGUGACUCAUAAGUUGAUCUCUGCUGAUGAUCCGAUUCCCUACAAAACGGGUCGAUUCUCUCGCUCCUGUUUCUCCUAUGCAUUUCAAGUAACUCCGGGUGAGAAAAUUCUCCGCCUUCACUUUAAUCCCGUUCCUUAUAAAGGCUUCAAAAGGUUAAGGGACUUAUUCGAUGUUGAAGCCGGGGCUUUCACCCUGCUAAGCAAUUUUAGUGCUUCCCUUGCUGCUAAUGCUCUUGGUCUGAAUUCUUUUGUUAAAGAAUUUUGCGUGAACAUAGAAGAAAAUGAACAGUUGAACAUAGUUUUCUCUCCUUCAAGUAGUGAAUCAUUAAACACAUAUGCUUUCAUAAAUGGCAUUGAGGUUAUCUCAGUGCCUCCCGAUCUUUCAUACUUCCACAAAGGAAAUAUCGGAGUCCAAAUGGUUGGGAAGUCUCUGGUCUAUGUUGACAACGGGACUGCACUCAAAAUAAUCCGCAGGGUAAAUAUUAAACAUGAUUCUGUUUUAUCUGGUGGUAGUAUCAAUGACAUGUUUGGGAUGCGGGAAACCAUUUCAAAGAAGAAAGCAAGCAAGAUCAACAAUAUUACCUGGAAAGUAUCUGUGGAUGUGGGAUUCAGGUAUCUGGUCAGACUUCAUUUCUCAGAGUUAGGAUACAAGAUGGCCAAGAUUGGUGGUGUUAUUUUUACAGUUAGCAUUAAUGAAAUGAUCGCGAAUAUUGAUGAAAAUAGCAUCCCCUGGUAUAGGGACUACAUGGUGAUGAUGAAAGGGCACAAAGAAGAGGGUAAACACGAUCUCUUGAUUUGUCUGAAAUCAAAUGAUGAGUUCAUGGAUGGACAUGGACCACUUAAAGGAUUUGAAAUAAUAAAGUUGAGCAACCCCGACGAUAGUCUUGCCAGUCCAAAUCCCUUGCCUUCUUCCCCUGAUUCAUCGUACCAAAAUUUACAUCAUAUUCUUGGUCACAGAAACAUGAUUGCAACUGCAGCGAUAACACUACUUGUUGCAGUGAACACCAUUGUUUAUACAUCUCGACAAUUUCUGGAAGCUAGUGGUACAGAGGAGGAAAACAAGCCAUCGGCCAGGGCAAAACAACUUUGUCGCCGGUUUUCACUAGACGAAUUACAGUUAGCAACUGAAGAUUUCAGUGAAUCGCAUCUCAUUGGAAGGGGUGGAUUUGGUAGAGUUUACAAAGGGCUUAUUGAUAAUGGGCGACAGACUGUCGCCAUAAAGCGACAAAAACUAGAAUCCCAUCAAGGGCCGCACGAGUUUUUGACAGAGAUUGAAACACUAACUGAGCUAAGACAUGUUAAUCUAGUCUCUCUGAUUGGCUACUGCAAUGAGCUUGGAGAAAGGAUUCUUGUUUAUGAGUAUUUGCCCCACGGAACGCUGGUUGACCAUCUCUACAAACUGUCAAGGAAGGGUAAAGACCAUCUUUCUCUCACAUGGAAGCAACGGCUUACCAUAUGCAUUGGAGCUGGUCGAGGGCUAAAUUAUCUUCACACUGGCCACUCACUCAUACAUCGCGAUGUAAAGGCUUCAAAUAUCCUCCUGGAUGAAAAUUUUGUAGCUAAGGUUUCAGAUUUUGGUCUGGCUAAAUAUUUAAGCAAACGUAAGUUACAGAGCCAUGUCAGCACCAAAGUGAAGGGCACAUUUGGGUAUUUUGACCCGAAUUAUUUUAAUACCGGUAAAUUGACUGUGAAAAGUGAUACUUAUGCCUUUGGGGUGAUGUUGCUGGAAGUAUUGAGUGGUAGACCAGCAGUGGAUCAGAGGGCUGCUGCGGAUGAGCGAGUACUGACCAAGUGGGCUCGAGAAAAGAUUAGUAAUGGAAAUGCUGACCAGAUUAUAGCUUCAAAUCUGAGGGGCGAAAUCACAGAAGAUAGCUUGAAGGUGUUUGUGGGGGUUGCUGAAAGUUGCUUGCACGAUGAACCAAGGAAACGGUUAACAAUGGCUCAAGUUGUGCUACAACUUGAAUUUGCACUUAAGCAGCAAGAGAGCUCAAAAUCCCUGGUACCUAACGAGAUAGCAAGUGAUGUGAAUGAUUCCCAUCCAUCUGAUGAGAAAACUAACUUAUCCGUGGCCUCCACUGAUAUUACACCCUCUCUGAAAGAGCAAAAUACAAAUAGAGAAGUAGUUAAUGCAGAGCCUUCAUCUGGAAGAAGAGAAGGAGAAAAAGCCACAACAGACAAAUCAUUACAUCCAUCGGAUGGCAAAACUAAGUUAUCAGUUAGCACUGGGAAACCCACAAUGACCUCCACCGAUGUACAGAAUCAUACAACCUCUCUUAAAGAGGAAACUAAUAGCAAAGUGGUUGAUGCUGAGCCUACAUCUGGAAGAAAAGAUGGGAGAAAAGCCACAAAAAAUAAACCAUCACGAUUUCGGCUAUGGGAUGCAUUUUUUAACCGAGUUAAACCAUCUGAAGUAGCGGAAAAGGACAAACAGACUGCUGAUAUGUUGCUGAUUGCUGUUGAUGCCAUUCCUGUAGAUGUAUUAAACGAUGUUACUGAAAAUUUUGGUUUGAAUUGUUUAAUUGGUGAGGGAUCCCAUGGAAGGGUAUACCGUGGAGUCACGAAAACAGGACAAGCUACAGCAAUAAAAAAUCUCUACUCUCCCUCAAAAGAAAACAAGUUUAACUUUAGUUACCAGCAAGACCAAGAUUUUUUAGCACAGGUGUGGCCAUAA
Molecule: messenger RNA, 2958 nt
Organism: Erythranthe guttata (spotted monkey flower)
Lineage: Eukaryota; Viridiplantae; Streptophyta; Magnoliopsida; Lamiales; Phrymaceae
Source: RefSeq, a predicted model, not a curated record